Molecule: messenger RNA, 2667 nt
Organism: Gasterosteus aculeatus aculeatus (three-spined stickleback)
Lineage: Eukaryota; Metazoa; Chordata; Actinopteri; Perciformes; Gasterosteidae
Gene: zbtb26
Product: zinc finger and BTB domain containing 26
Biological process (GO): regulation of transcription by RNA polymerase II
Molecular function (GO): DNA-binding transcription factor activity, RNA polymerase II-specific; protein binding; RNA polymerase II cis-regulatory region sequence-specific DNA binding
Source: RefSeq, a predicted model, not a curated record
CCUUCCAAACUGAUUCUUAAUUCCAUCUGAAGUCUCGAACUUCUGAUGUCACUCAUGAGUCUGGUUCAACGGUGAUUUCAAAAGAUCCAUUUGAACUGCUGGCAAUGUUUAAGGUGUCGGUCCCAACGCGCAUUGGGAAUUCUGGCCAAAGGGGAAUUUGUGAGUUCCCCAUUCCUGCUGUGUGAAAAAAAGGUUUGGAAAGUGCAAUGAGACAGACUAUUUACAGAUGUGCAAUAAUGGCUACCGCAGUGGCCAUUUGUCCAAUAAAUGAAACAUAAAUCACGGUGGCCAAUGAUGCACUGUAGCAGCCAAAGUUAAUUUUCCAAGCAGUAAUUCAGUUUUCUCGUCAUAAAAAGUAAACAAACAAAAGACAAAGAAAUAAAAAGGAAAACUCCAGUGGCUGCCUCUCCUUUGCUGAUAUAAAAACGUGGCCUUUAGGGGGAGAAUUUGGGAUAAGGCCAAAAUGUGUACUGUCCCUUUAAAUGGGCUUCUGCAUCCGGGUCAUCUCUGUCAUUUCCUCUGACAGUCCGACAGGCUGCUGCCGAUGACAACACCCCCCGACGGGCUUGUUCACGAAGGGUUAACGGGUACCAAACACGAUUUUCCGUCUCUGUUAAAGUAAAACGCCGUUAUUACAGAGCAGGUGUGCUGCUGCUGGCCCUCGGUUCAUGAUGGCCCAGAAUCAAGUGAUCCUGCAGUUCCACUUCCCCACUUUUGGGGACUCCAUGCUGCAGAAGAUGAACCUCUUGCGACACCAGAAACGCUUCUGUGAUGUCAACGUGCGCGUCAACCAGCUGGAGGUCUCUGGUCACAAGGUAGUGUUUGCGGCCGGCUCCUCUUUCUUGAGGGACCAGUUCAUCCUCCAGCAGGACUCCAGGGAGGUCCAGAUCUCCAUGAUCCAGGAGGCGGAGGUCGGCCGGCAGCUGCUGCUCUCCUGCUACACGGGUCAGCUGGAGUUUCCCGAGCUGGAGCUUGUGAAUUACCUGACGGUGGCCAGCUUCCUCCAAAUGGGCCACAUUGUGGAGCAGUGCACUCAAGCUCUCAACAAGUUCAUCAAGCCUCUGUCUACGCGCCAGCUGGACGUGGACGUGGGUAUGAAAGAGGAGGGUUCAACCUCCCAGGUUCAGAGAGAGAAAGAGCGCUCCGAGGUUCGGACUGCUCCUCGGGAUGAGGAGGAGGUGAUGCAGAAUGGGAACGACGACAAUAACGACGACCACGGCAGCAGCGAUGUGGACGACGGCAGCGAAGACGACGACGGUGACGACGACGUGAUCAUACAGCCUACGUCCCCCAUCCAGACCGCAGGCAAACGCAGGAAGCAGGGUGUGGUGGAGAGCGACAUCACCAUAGUAAAAGUGGAGUCUGUGUCCGACGUUGCCGAAAACUCCAUCACCGGUAGCCUGCUGACCAGUCCCGCUGUCCCCCCUGCUCUCCACUCUCCCGCGCCCCAGCACUCUCUCAUUAACUCCACCGUGGACAGUCGCGGCAGUGAGAUGGCGGUUCCGCCCGGCGCGGCCGGAUACCCGCUCAGCCCCCUUCCUGCUGAGAAACACGGCGUGCACCAGAGGAACUACGACAAACCGCUGCAGUGGUACCACCAGUGCCCCAAGUGCGCCCGGGUCUUCCGCCAGCUGGAAAACUACGCCAACCACCUCAAGAUGCACAAGCUGUUCAUGUGCCUGCUGUGCGGCAAGACGUUCACGCAGAAGGGCAACCUGCACCGGCACAUGCGCGUCCACGCCGGCAUUAAGCCCUUCCAGUGUAAAAUCUGUGGCAAGACCUUCACCCAAAAGUGUUCUCUGCUGGAUCACCUGAACCUGCACAGCGGGGACAAGCCGCACCGCUGCAACUACUGCGACAUGGUUUUCGCUCACAAGCCGGUUCUCCGCAAGCACCUCAAACAGAUCCACGGGAAGAACAGCUUCGACAACGCCAACGAAGGCAACCUGCACGAAGGCGGGCUCGACUUCGAUUUUGGAUAGAUUACAUCUGUGGACCUUUUUUAGCAGCCAUGUUGAUUGGCAAUAGUCAUUUGUUUGCUUUCCUUUGGGUGGAACUUUUGUUAUUUUAAAUCAGUUCAAGAAGGCGACGCAGUGUGUACUCUACGAGUGUCGGAUGAGCCAACAUGAUGGCCGGUUUCCAAUAAUUUCAGCCUCGUCCCGAUGGGUUUAACUGGAGAAUGUACACAUGAAGCAAGAUGUUUUCCUUGUCUACAUGUCACUGUUGCUUAAUUUCAUUUCUAGAUUUUGUUCUCGUAGAGGCCUUCAUAUCGUACUUGAAAAUUCAACACUGAAACACAAAACCUAAUGACUGUAUUUCAUUAGUUUAAUUGAUGAAUUAACAUGUCUGUGUCCAUGUUUAACACUGAAAAAUAUCCAUAUGUGUAUAUAUACAGUCUACUGUAGCCUUUCAUUCUUGCCUGUGGGAAUAUGACACUAUGGACUUCAUAACUUAUUUGCUUGAUGGAAGGUGGGGUUGAAAAAAUAUUUAAUUGAAGGCGAGCUACAUCCGUGAUAAAUGGGAUGCCAAAGUAUCUAUAGGACCUGAAAGGGUUCUUUUAUACAGACUUUAUAUCCACGGUACUUUUGGACCAAAGUGGCAAUGUAUCUUGUCAUGUUUCAUGGAAGCCAAUGUGUAUCAAGACAUUAAAAAACGAUUCUUAAUCAA